UGGGUUGCCCGGAGUAGGGGAGGGAGUGGGGAGCUCGGAAGCCUGGUCCCGCGCGCCAGCCAGCCAGCCAGCCAGCCAGCGCGUGAGUGGCCCCGCGCCGCCGCCGCGAAAGCGCCUGCGUACGGGCGCGCGGGCCUCGGCCUCCCUUUCUCUGCCCCCUCCUCUUUUUCAACGCCCGCGGCGCGAGCCUGGAAGAGCCAACGGCUGUGGUGGCAGCGACGGCGGCCGCCAUGGCCCAACUGGGGCCUACACGGGGGCCGAGAUAGGGGGAGACGGCGGCGCCUCUGGGCCCAGGGAAGGGGUCAAGAAAAGAAAACUCGAACCCUCUCCUUCUCUCUCUCUCCCUCUCUCUCAAUCUCUCUCCCUCCCUCCCUUACUCACACACAAACACACGCGUGUGCGCGCGCAUCAACUGGGCCCGGAGAACGAGAGGGCCUCGCCAGUACCAGGUUCAUUUUAAUACUGUGUAUUGUGGAUAUUAGCAGAAAGCAGAAAAAUGGGUGUCAAAACAUUUACCCACAGUUCUCCUGCUCACAGCCAGGAGAUGCUUGGAAAGCUUAACAUGCUGCGCAAUGAUGGACAUUUCUGUGAUAUCACUAUCCGUGUCCAAGACAAAAUCUUCAGAGCACAUAAGGUGGUACUGGCAGCCUGCAGCGAUUUCUUCCGUUCCAAGUUGGUUGGCCAAGCAGAAGAUGACAGCAAAAGUGUACUUGACCUGCACCAUGUGACAGUGACCGGGUUCAUGCCUCUUCUAGAAUAUGCAUACACAGCAACAUUGUCUAUUAACACAGAAAAUAUUAUUGAUGUCUUGGCUGCAGCUAGCUAUAUGCAAAUGUUUAGUGUUGCUAGCACUUGUUCAGAAUUCAUGAAGUCAAGUAUUUUAUGGAACACUCCCAGUAGCCAGCAAGAAAAGGUGCUAGACACUGGACAGGAAAACAGUGCAAAUUGCAACUUUACCUCUCGAGAUGGCAGCCUUUCUCCAGUUUCCUCAGAAUGCAGUGUGGUAGAAAGAACCAUUCCUGUCUGCAGAGAAUCACGGCGUAAGCGCAAAAGCUACAUAGUAAUGUCUCCAGAAAGUCCACUUAAAUGUAGCACUCAGACAAACUCCCCCCAGGUUCUAAAUACUUCAGCUUCCUAUGCAGAGUCUAGAAAUCAUCCAGUAGACUCUUCUUUAGCUUUUCCUUGGACUUUUCCUUUUGGAAUUGACCGAAGACUUCAGUCAGAGAAGGCAAAACAAGUUGAAAAUUCUCGGACUCUAGAAGUGCCUGGUCCAUCUGAAACAUCUAGAAGAAUUGCUGAUUAUAUGACUUGUGAGAGCACAAAGGCCAGCUCACCUCUUGUGAUUGAAGAAGAUGUACGUGUAAAAGUCGAAAGGUUAAGUGAUGAGGAAGUCCAUGAGGAGGUAUCACAGCCUGUUAGCGCAUCCCAAAGUUCUCUGAGUGACCAGCAGACAGUUCCAGGAAGUGAGCAAGUCCAGGAAGACCUUCUGAUCAGCCCACAGUCAUCUUCUAUAGGUUCAAUAGAUGAAGGGGUCACUGAAGGAUUGCCAACACUCCAGAGUACCUCUGGUGGUAACGUUCAUGCAGAUGAUGAUGAUCGACUGGAGAAUGUGCAGUAUCCUUACCAGCUCUAUAUUGCUCCUUCAACCAGUAGCACAGAAAGACCCAGCCCAAAUGGCCCUGAUAGACCUUUUCAGUGUCCAACUUGUGGUGUUCGAUUCACCCGUAUUCAGAAUUUAAAACAGCACAUGCUCAUCCACUCAGGCAUUAAACCAUUUCAGUGUGACCGUUGCGGGAAAAAGUUCACCCGGGCUUAUUCGCUAAAGAUGCAUCGCCUGAAGCACGAAGGUAAACGCUGUUUCCGGUGCCAGAUAUGUAGUGCCACUUUCACUUCCUUCGGGGAAUAUAAACACCACAUGAGGGUUUCCCGGCACAUUAUCCGCAAGCCUCGGAUUUACGAGUGCAAAACAUGUGGCGCCAUGUUCACCAACUCUGGAAAUUUAAUCGUUCAUCUGAGGAGUCUGAACCAUGAAGCGUCAGAGCUAGCAAACUACUUCCAGAGCAGUGAUUUCCUAGUACCGGACUACUUAAAUCAAGAACAAGAAGAGACCCUCGGCCAGUAUGAGCUAGGAGAGCAUGGAUUUGAAAGCAACUCCUCUGUCCAAAUGCCUGUUAUUUCACAGGUCUCAUCAACUCAGAAUUGUGAAAGCACUUUCUCCUUGGGGCCUCUGGGUGGGUUGGCAGAAAAGGAAGAAGAUAUGUCAGAGCAGCCAAAGACUGUUGCAAGUGCCGAGGCGAGCCGAGAUGACCCCCCAAAACCAGGGCUCUCAUCUAUUACUAUUGAAUAAAUCAAAAGUUUGGUUUCAUUUUUGUCUUUUUGGAAAGUGCCUGUGUUUGGUCUUGUACAUUUUAAUUUAAUUUUCAGAAGGGGGGAGAAUGUACCCCUUUUUAUUUUGUAAGCUAUGCUGUUAAAACUGUAAACUGCAACAGAUUGUUACACUAUUCUUCAUAACCAAAUGGUCACUUCUGUGGAAACAUUUUAAGACUGAAAUGCACAGUAAAGGUUCUGUCAGAACUUAACAUGCACUUCUAAAGAAGAGCCAAACGCAUGCAAGCUACUUUUGUAGUUUCUUACUUUAAGGUUAGACCUAAUCCUUAAUGGAUAGUUGUGCCACCCCGUUUCCCCAGAAAGUCUGAUAAAGGAAGAAGAAUUUGUGACCCUUAAAAUCAAUGUUGAGUACGCUGUCAAGUAUGGAACAAAUUACUAGUGUUAGUAGACGUGAGUAUUUUUGCCAAGAAGAAAUCUCUUUGGUCUCAUAAUUUCUUUAAGCGUGCUUACUGUAACCAUUUCUAAAACUUUCAGGACCUCUGUUUUUAAAAGCGGAUGAUUGAUUGACUUAACAAAGCAAGGGGGAACAAGCCCAGGUAUACACACCUCUGGUCUGCCAUUCCUUUUUUAAAAUGGCUCAAGCAAAUAGCCCUGCAUGGAUUUAUUCUGUGAAGUGGUACAUAAAAACUCUCUAGUCAAGAAAUCCUAGUUAUGUUUAACAAUUUGGGACUGUAUGGAGAGGAGAGAGUUUACAAAAGUCAAAAGAGUACUGUACCCUUUUGUGGUAAUACAUCUGUGUGUGUGCUUGGUAUGGUUUUAUUACCGUGUUUUUAGAUAAAACAACCAAUUUAUUUUCCUUUAGAGGCCAAACUUCUAACCCAAGAGGGGCUGUUUACAAAAGCCCUGUUUACAGUGAUAAAAUGUUCAUAUUCUAAAACAUUUUUAUACCCAUGUCAAGCUGGUUUCAUAAAGGCUAUUGCUAUAGCUACAUGCAUAAGUCCAGCAAGCAAUAAUCUGAAAGACUAGUCAUUUCACUUUCUCAAUCUGUGUUUAUAAAAGCUUGUAAACACAAGAUAGGGCAUUUCCAGGCCAGCAGUUUUCAUUUUGUUGCUAGCAUCUUCUGUUGUUAGUAAAAAAUAGAAAUUUAGAUUGGACUGUAUUAUACUUAUUUUAUUGAGCUUUGAGCAAAUGAAACCAUCAAAACUUCCUAAUUCAGCUAAUGCUAUUUUGAAAAGUGCAAGAUUCCUCUAAGGUGGUACCAGUGACUUGAAUUUCAAAUAAUUAUCAAACUUGAGGAUAAAAUAGAAAAGAGUUGAUAGGAAAAAAAAAUGGUUGAGUAGUUGCAUAGCUCAAACAACAGUGCUGAUACUUUAUGCAGCUAUGUUUGAAAUCUGGGAAAAAAAUGGAAAGUUAUAGUUUUGUCAUGUUUCUGCUAAUAGCAAAUCCACAAAGGAAACCACUUUUUGCACUUCUCUGCAACUCUUGUAAAGCAGCUUAAUAGAGAAUCACUAACAAAGUUUAACUAUAAGAGUUCUGUUUAGGUUUUACAUUAUUUCUCAUGAAUUUUAAACCCAAAUAAAUUAAAUCCCUCUUCCAGAUUGGUAAAGAUAGUAUAUGCGAAAAAGUAUGCCCAUGUUGAGGCUCUGUUCCCAUUUUAGGUAAGUAUGAAGUAUGGUAAUUCCAUUACUCACCAAAACAAAAACCCGAAACCCAGUGAAAGAAGUUAACUGGCUAUAUAUACAGUGAUUUUAGUGUUUGAAUGAUUCCUCUAGGGACUAUUCAUUUAUUUUCUCCCAUAAAUUCAGGUUUAAAGUAACAUAUUUUAAUAUAUGAGUGUUUUAUCUUGGAACAACAUUAAAUCAUGAGUCUAAAUGCUCUAGAAAUGUCAGUUACAUACAAAUUGGUACUUGACAAAUAAUUUGACAAGUGUUGGGAAUUUGUUUAACCUUUUACCCACAGAUACCUUGUUCUGCCUGCACAGCACACCUUCUCUAGUGUAAGGUUCAUUGUGAGGUAUAAUUUGACAGUGCAAAUUGUACAUUUGAUAUGUACAAAUGUAGAGCAGGUGAUCUACAUUAAAAUAUUUUAAGAGAUCUAAAAUUUUAUCAGAGAGUAAACAGCUUUCUGAAAAUGUAAUAAUAAACACUAAGGAAAUAAUUUCAUAAGAAUUGUGUUUAAGCUCAUUAUUUUUAUUCUCCUUUACAAAAGUUAAAAGUGAAUAUAGUUAGUUUGUGUGAAUCAUGUGUUACUGUGUUGCAUCACAGUACAAAAAGUUGAUAUAUAUUUAGUUUGAACUCUCAGCCCGUAUCACAAUUCUCUCUUCACAGAGAGAGGCCUUUUUAGACAUAUGCUUGUUCCCUAUUGAAGGACUAGCCCUCUCCCUAGAGCUACCUACCAAUGAAAAUAUGCCACUCUUUCUCUUCUCCUCCUCCUCCCCCUCCAACAUUCUGGAAAUGUUUUCAUGUAUGAUCAGACAGAUUUUAGUUUGAGGCAUUUAAAUGAAACCCUGUGGUGAAUAUUCAUGGUCCAAAAAGCAGAUAUUGAACACCUUGGACAAAGUGCAUGUUUAAUUUGAAAAUGCAAGCCCAAUUAUUUCAAACUGAAUAUCUAUGCAGCAGAUUUUAAGUUGGAUGGCAAACUGUCAACCCCAUGGGGUACAUCUGGCCCCCAAGAAAAUUUGGUUGGUCCUUUGGAAAUCUGAGUUCUGGGCAGCAUCUCCUCCUCCUGCUGCUACAACACCCUCUUGGCCUGGGCAGCUGGCUUUCACCCACUCAUCCACGCUAUACAAUUGAAGGAGAAUGACCUUAGGCCCCCUAUGGGAUGCUGCCACAGUUGUCUUGUCACGGAAAGCACGAAUGAAUAAAUGGACCAGCCCCCAACCAGCUAGCUGGAUGAUGAAGAUGCCAGCCCCUUUGUGUUUCAGCAGAUUGCCCGCCCCCUUUUUAACUUAACUAAAAAUUACUUGUUUCAAGAUAAGACCAGAAUUUAUUUUGAGCAAAAUGUUCCUGACAAAAAAUAGUAAAAUUUAAUUGAUUUGGCGACACAGAAUCUUCUGAUAGUGUUGGGUUUUAUUGUUAGCAUCCAGGUUAUUCAUGUGAUAGCCUGAUGAGAGCUGUAUGUGUGAUGUAGUGCGCUGCGGUCAGUAUUUACAGUCUUCCUGUGGUUUCUAAGAAAGUGAAUUUUAUAUUCAUAUGCAAAGCUUCUGUUCCUGCACAGAAUUUGGAAAGGGGGGCACAUAAGGUAGCUAAUACCAUACCUUUGCCUCCUUUGAGUCACAGAGGUAGCAGCCAUUGCACACUGCAGUGGGGUUUAAAAGAUGGGUGAUUGUUUUAAUGUGUUGACACUUGGACAUGGAGAGUGUGUGUCUGUGGGAGGUCAGAUCAUGUUCCCGGAAAUCACAAUGUGGGAUGUGUCCGAUGCGUGUUACAAAUGUACUUCUGUCGCCAGCUUCUAGCUCAUUUCCCUUUGGAUGCAUCUUUUGGAAAGCCGUUUAACCUCUUGUCUCAGACUGAACAGUUUUAUGCUCCCAGUUGUAAUGAACACAACAGUCAGAAAUGUCUUUGAAAUAGUUCUAGUUUGGGCACGUAUCCUUAGUCUGAAAAGUGUACAUGUAAUUUUUUUUUAAGUAACCAGUGCCAGUGUAGCAAAAAAUAUAUAUAUUAUAUAUAUAUAUUAUAUUUUAUAAAACUAUAGUUCCUAGGUCCCAAAUCCCAAAAAAGAUUAAAACUGUAUUUUUUUAACAAUGCAUUUGCAAAUUUUUAAAUAGUGGCUUUGACCAGGACGUGGGGAAAGGGGGGUAUUACUAAUUUUUCUUCACCAGCCUCAUGAAUAGUGUUAGAUCCAAAUCCCUGCCGCUUUCUUAGAAGUCUGCAGAACCUGGCGUACAAGGAAUGGUUUGGAUGGUGUUUGAUAAGGAGAAGAAAUUUUUGUUCCUUGGUUGCCUUGAUGCAAAAAGCAAGGCUUACUUUUUUUUAGAACAGGCAGAACAAAAUGUUGUUACAGUCGUUGAUCCUAAGUCCCUGUAGGAACACGUGGUUCCCGUCAGGUUCAGACUUACAUUGUGCUAUACUACAAGGCUUUGUGGGUCAUACUUGGCCAGGAAUUGGGGUAGAAUAAGAAAUAAUUAAUGCUACAACAUUAGUAGAAUAAACUAUUUUAAAGCACAUUCAUGCAAAUAUUUAAAAUGCAAAAAUCAGUAAUUUUAAAGCUCUCUGACUUGUUUUUUAUUUUGAAUUCUCUGUAUGGUAACAGAGUACUUCAGCUGCUUUCUGGAGAGAUUUGAGAUACAUGAAAAUGGUUGUGAUGUUUGUUUGUUUUAUUUAGGCUGUUGCACGCUGCCAAUUUAUUCUGACUAUAGCCCCAGCCAGUGGAAGCUUGAGUGUGCUUCCUGGCCCCAUUUUUGCAGUGCUGUCUGUCUCUGGGCCUUUGUAGAGUCCUCCAAGGGAAAGGGAGUCAAGCUGGAGUCGCAACUGUGAAUCACAUUCUCAAGGGACGUUCCAGCUACUGCGUGAACCUCCCUCUUCCUAUUAACUGUGCCAGUCUUCAGUCACCAGCCGCCAUCUCAUAGAGCUUUUCUUGUCCGUGCUGACCACAGCUAGGCUAUUUGGCAUGUUUAUUGACUUAAUGGAAAAAUGUUUUUUGGGUUUGGUUUUUUUAAUGUUGAAAUACACUUUGCAUUUUAUAUACUAUAUCUCGCUAUUAGUAUUUUUCAGGAACCCAUAGUUCUUGGUGGCUAUAUAUAUAUUUUUGUGACUUUUUGUAAACUAAAGUGCCGUUUCACUGUUACAAUCAUUUCUAGAGUUCUUGUAAUCAAUGUGAAUAUCAUGGUUUUUUCAAAAUCUGUUCUGAGCCUGUAGUGUUUGCUUUUGUGAUUCUCUGUGUAAUGUAUAUAUUCUGUAUAGUUACCUUGUACUGAAAUAUUAGCUUGUUUGAUAUAAGAAGAAUAUGUAUUGGGUACCUUUUUUGCUAGCCUGGUUGUUUAAUCUUUAAAAAAAAACAAAAACAAACAAAAAAAUAUCCAGACUGGUCCCAUUAUAAGUCAAAAUUGAGAGGGAAGAAAAACUAGUUUUGAGUGUCUUUGGAUAGAAACAUGAUGCUAAGAUUUUUCAUUAAAAUAUUAAUGUUUUAUGGAGUAA
Molecule: messenger RNA, 7463 nt
Organism: Varanus komodoensis (Komodo dragon)
Lineage: Eukaryota; Metazoa; Chordata; Lepidosauria; Squamata; Varanidae
Gene: ZBTB44
Product: zinc finger and BTB domain containing 44
Exons: 6
Coding region: 497-2347 (616 amino acids)
Molecular function (GO): protein binding
Source: RefSeq, a predicted model, not a curated record